This is a messenger RNA of Neltuma alba, 2322 nucleotides long. RefSeq names its product VPS35 endosomal protein sorting factor-like. Bases 166 to 2322 code for a protein of 718 amino acids. NCBI's taxonomy places the organism in Eukaryota, Viridiplantae, Streptophyta, Magnoliopsida, Fabales, Fabaceae. The record is from RefSeq and is a predicted model, not a curated record. Gene Ontology annotation, biological process: endocytic recycling. Gene Ontology annotation, cellular component: endosome. The transcript is spliced from 17 exons.
CUUGAGAGAACUAGAGCUGAAAAGAACCGUUGAACCUGGCUUUGAAGUUGUUUCUUUUUUCUCACCAAUCAAAAACACUGUUCACAACUGUCUCUUGCUUCUAGUAACUAGUUUGUUGAACUGUAACAGACUAAAACCUGAGAUCUUCCAUUUCAUCUGGUUUACAUGGAGUUCAGACCUCGCACUUAUGGUGCCUAUCAUUCUUCUCAUGUGCUUCCUCGCUUUCCUACUGAUAGCCAUCCAUUUGCGGCUCCAUCAAUUUCUGACAUCCAGGUUGAUGCAGUUGAUCUUGGUAACCAUGAAUUUCUUGAUCCACUGAGACGAUUGGAUGGAGAUGCAAAGGCUAUUCCAUUUGAUCAUGAAAUGCCGAGUGAAGCUGCUAUUCAUCCACCAAUGAAGGAGUGGAGCUCUUUUAGAAGAUUACUACAGCAAAGGUUCCCAGUUUCCAAAAUGGUCUCUCUUUCUUCUGUUCCUGAGGUUAUGAUGAGGAGCGGAAAAUCUCUUGAGAAAUCCUCAAGUAUGCAUAUGGAGGAACUAGAUGAUCCACAGAAAUUUGCAGAUGAUGAGGUCAAGGUGAUUGCUUGGCAGGAAUAUGUUUCCCGACUGCAUGAGCUCAAAGAUGAAAUUGCUCAUUCUUGGCUUGUUGAUGAUCGUAUAACAUCCUUAAAGUUAUCUGUAAAAGUCGCUAAACUUCUAGUGGAUACAUCAAUUUUGCAGUUUUAUCCUACACUCUUUGUCCUUGUCACUGAUAUCAUGGACAUGCUUGGAGAUCUGGUCUGGCAAAGGAUAAAACAGAAGGCUAAGUUUUCCGCAGAUGGAACCUUACUUGGUAGCUUACCAGAAAACUUUAAAGCAGUUGAUAUUUGCUCUGAUGCUAAAGAAACUUGCAAUAACUGGUUUAGCAAAAUUGGUGCUGUGCGGGAGCUUCUUCCACGCAUUUACUUGGAGCUGGCAAUAUUACCUUGCUGGCGUUUUCUUCUUGAUGAGCCUCUGGACAGUCUGAAGCGCUUGGUAAUGAUGACCAGAGGGUUAGGAGAUCCAGUGGCAUUUGCUUACUGUCAUCUAUAUAUGGCUCACUGUGCCCAGAAGUUGCCUUCGCAUGAUAUAGGAUAUCUUGUUACAUGUCUUAAUGACCUCAGAGUUAUCUUGAUCCGAAUCUUAUCCCCAAAUGGAAGCAUCUAUGGAGACAAAAGAAAAUUGUUUGUCAGUCUGAUGGAACCAACCAUUGAGUAUGUUAUGAAUUGCAUAUUUAAGGGGAUGUCUCAGAUGCAAAUAAAUGAUGUUCUCCCUGAGCUUGGGUUGAGGAAGAAUCAACAGUCUUCUAGCAAUGUCACUUAUGUUUCAGUUGUUCUUCAUCAUUUAUUGAAGGAACUCCCAAUUGAAGUAAUUUUCUCAAAUACUAUAGAAAUCCUUCAUCUCAUUGAGUGUAGCGAGGAUAAAUCCUAUGAUCAGCAUAUGAAUUACAGAUUGCUUGGAUUUAGGCUGAAUGAAAGGAGAUGCCCAUGUGACAUCGCCAAAGCUGUGCUUGAUAAAGUCAUUCAGGUUGUUGAGCAGUAUGAUAGCUUACAUCAGUACCUGAAGGUUGUAGAUGCCUAUGCAGAUCUUAUUCUUCAGAAUGGAAUGGAUAAUCUUCUGGAGACCAUUUUAGAAGGCAUAUCAAGACGUGCAUAUAAAGGGGUUAUGGAAGAUGAAAUGCUAAGCCUGCAGUCUCUAUUGGUGAAGCUUCUUUCUCAUUUCAAAUGCCUGGAAGAUGUAUUUUUGCUGAAUCACUUUCCUAAAAUCCUAGAUAUAACGCAUGGAAACACACGGAAUGUUGUCUUUAUGCACAUGCUUGAUAUGGCAACGAGGAAUUGUCGCAUAAGACACCCAACAACUAUACAGUUGCUUUAUGAAAUUUCUCAAACUCUACAUGAUGAUAUGGAAUUCAUGAAUGUUAAAGACGAUGAUAGCCAUGUGUCUCGGUUGAUCUCUCGCUUUGUUCACAUGGUAGAUUAUGGAGCAGACUUGGAACGCCAAUUAGCAUUUUUGGUUGAUUCUCGAGGAGCUUUCAGCAGACUAGAUGAACUUAAGGAAACUCUUGUUCACUCCAGCAACUGCUUAGCUAUUCAAGCCUUGAGAUCUAAAAAGCAUCUCAUUUUUGUCAAAUCCUGCAUAACAUUUAGUGAAAUCACAGUACCUUCCAUUUCCUCUCAGAGGAGGCAAUUUGAUCUUCUUCUAGAGACAGCAGAGGUUGCUUUACAAGGCGGCUUGUUUUCUCAUUCAGAUGAACUAAUCGACUCAGCAAUUGGCUGUUUGCAGAGUUCAGACAUAAUGGAUGGUUAG